CUUCCGGCGGAGGGACUGUCCCGUGGCACCCGGCACGGCGGAGGACGACACGGAAGGCCGGCGGCGCGGGCCAUGGACAACCACGGCCUGGACGAGUUCCGCCGGCGCUGGCAGGAGGAGCUGGCGCAGGCCCAGGCGCUGAGGAAGCGGCGGCGGCCCGAGGCUGCCGAGCGGCGGCCGCGGCGGCCCGAGGUGGCCCCCGGGCGCGGCGAGCAGGCCUCGGGGUACCUGGCGCUGGCGCAGGGGUUGCUGGAGGGCGCGAGCCGGCCCCCGGCGGCGCGGGCGACCAGGGCCGAGAGGCAGGACGCGGCGAGCCGUUCCCGCUCCCCCCCAGCCCGUGACGCGGCCGGAGGCGCGGAGCAGCUGGUGGACCAGCUCAUCCGAGACCUGAAUGAAAUGGACGAUGUGCCCUUCUUUGAUAUCCAACUGCCUUAUGAAUUGGCAAUCAAUAUAUUUCAGUAUCUGGACAGGAAAGACCUGGGAAGGUGUGCACAGGUGAGCAAGACGUGGAAGGUGAUUGCAGAAGAUGAAGUGCUCUGGUACCGGCUGUGCCAGCAGGAGGGGCACCUUCCCGAGAGCAGCAUCUCCGAUUAUUCUUGCUGGAAGCUCAUCUUCCAGGAGUGCCGAGCCAAGGAGCACAUGUUAAGAAGCAACUGGAAGAAUCGCAAGGGAGCCGUGAGUGAGCUGGAACACAUUCCUGAUGCUGUUUUAUGUGAUGUGCACUCUCACGACGGUGUUGUCAUUGCUGGGCUCUCCCCAUUUUCUCACUAUGGCCCUGCUCUCUGUCUCGACUUGGAACCAACGAGGUCCUUCUUUUCCAGAUACACAUCAGGGGACGUGAGGGUGUGGGACACCCGCACCUGGGACUACGUAGCCCCCUUCCUGGACUCCGAGUAUGAGGAGGAGGAUGAGCCUGGAAUGCAGCCAUAUGUCUCCUUUGUGAGGAUAAACAGCUCGUUGGCGGUAGCGGCUUAUGAGGAUGGAUUUCUUAAUAUUUGGGAUCUAAGGACUGGAAAGUAUCCUAUUCACCGCUUUGAGCAUGAUGCAAGAAUACAGGCACUAGCCCUCAGCCAGGAAGAUGCCACUGUUGCCACAGCUUCUGCUUUCGAUGUUGUGAUGUUGCAUCCCAAUGAGGAAGGAUAUUGGCAAAUAGCUGCAGAAUUCGAAGUUCAGAAACUGGUUGACUACCUUGAAAUAGUUCCAGAUACCGAAAGGUACCCUGUGGCAGUGGCCACUGCUGGAGAUCUGGUGUACCUGCUAAAGGCUGACGACUCUGCCAGAACCCUCCACCACGUCUACGGGCAGCCCGUCACCUGUCUGGAUGUCUCGGCCAACCAGGCUGCUUUUGGAGUGAAGAGUCUAGGAUGGGUACACGAAGGAAACAAGAUCCUGGUCUACAGCCUGGAAGCAGAACGCUGCCUCUCGAAACUGGGCAACGCGCUUGGCGACUUCACCUGCGUCAACCUCAGGGACAGCCCUCCCCACCUCAUGGUCAGCGGCAACAUGGACCGGAGGGUGAGGAUCCAUGACCUCCGCACCAACAAGAUCGCCCUGUCGCUCUCUGCACACCAGCUUGGCGUCUCUGCUGUGCAGAUGGACGACUGGAAAGUUGUCAGUGGAGGCGAGGAGGGCCUGGUCUCCGUGUGGGACUAUCGUAUGAACCAGAAGCUGUGGGAGGUGCAUUCCAGACACCCCGUCCGCCACCUGGCCUUCACCAGCCACAGCCUCAUCACGGCCAACGUGCCCUACGACCGGGUGGUGCGCAAUGCCGACCUGGACAACUUCGCCACACACAGGAGGCACCGGGGGCUGGUCCAUGCCUACGAGUUCGCCAUGGACCGGCUGGCCUUGCAGAGUGCUCUUCCUGCCUGCCGCUCGUCCUGCGACACCACGGCGGGUAACAGCUAUGACCUCGCGCUCGCCUUCCCCUACGACAGUACUUAGGGGACAGUGAGAAAUGGAAAGAACAACAGGACCUCUGCUCCGGGUUUCAAAGGUUUGGGGGAAGGAAGCAACCCCGGGUACUUGCGUGACGCACCUUCCCGAACUGCCUGCGCUUUCCCUCUGUCCGUUUUCCUCCCGCGACGGCACAGCUGGGGCUUGUCAGGCUUUUCCCCCUCACUGGUCCCUCUCUCCUGGCUUUGAGAACCACACACUGAUGACUCACAUGUAUAUGCCUUCCCCACAUCCUCCUCCUCCUCCAGCCAGCCCGCCCGCCUCGGGGGGACACCCCAGCGGGUUCCCGUCUCUCCUGGACACUGCAGCUCCACUAAGGCCCGGGCUUAUCACUGUGAACAAGGCUCUCUGGGCCCUGCUCCCACCUGCCCCCGGUGGCUGUGCCUGGAUGAGAUCGGGUGUUCACGCAGGCGGGCUUCUCCGACACCAUGGCACCAGUGCACACCUGGGUUAGCAGUAUUUUUCCACAGAGCUUUUAUAAUUAUAUAUUUAUACCAUUAUUCCACUAAUGACUAUUUUGCUUCUUAUUGCGUCUACAUGUGAUACAAAGCAGAUAUUUUCUACAUAAUCACUGAAUAAACAGCCAUCCUCCAAGUGGGAUGGACGGUGAUUCUACACGGGAGGAACCGUCAUGUCAAACCACUAAAAUAAAGCCAAGGCGAGAGAACUGUUCCGUUUGAUAAACAGCUUCCACUUGCAAAGGAUUAAGUGGCAAACCAUUGCCUUACCCUUGGUUUACAGUGUUGGCAGCAGCCACCUGCUAGACCUUCAAAAUGUCACAGUAAUACGGACAGAACUAAGAGAAGCAAGACCCAUAUUCCAGUGAGUUAGCAACAGAUCACAGCAGCCAAAACACUGAAACACGAGGAUGUACUUGGUGUAAUAUACAAGUUGACCCAAUAGAUACAUAAGGAAUUUUGUACCUCUCCAAAUACCCACAGACCAUGCACAGAUCGAUACCAGACGGCCUUCCUCAGCGACCCUGAAUCCUAAUGCCAUAACACUGAAGACCAACAGAAAGCUAAAUAACAAAAACACCUGCCAAUUCCAGACACUCUGACUUGGUUUUGAAAAAAGAAAUCAAAACGGACCUGAGACCAGGAAAGCACACUGUCCAGCCAGGAGAGGCCCCCCGCACGCUUAGCCCAGCAGGGUGGCCACGGCAGUGGAGCUCGCACUACCAGCGUGUCAAAUGGCCCAGCCCUGCGGGCCGUCACUCAGUCCCAGCACCUUUGAUCGUGAAGGUUCCGAUUACUUAAGAUCGACAUUAAAACCCCAUGUCCAGCAGGAGGCCAGGGGAGCCGUGACUAGGAGCUGUCCCCUCUCCGCCCAGCCUGCCCUCCUGGAGGCGCACUGUCGGGAUGCCACGGCUCUGCCUCUUUCAGCCCCACGGCUUCGGGAGUGAAGUGGCUGCAGUUAGUAAAGGAGGGGUUUCCUCACUGUCACUCGGGUUCCGACCCCGUUUCUGGAAGCUGUUCCUCUCAGUCUUAAUGCCACUGGGUAACAUUUUUCCUUUGAAGAAACAGUUCUGCCCAGUCUGAUCUCCCAGUUCAUUCUUCCAUACUAGCUUUGCAGCAAUUUUACAUAAUUGAACAGUUUAAAGAAAUCAGACCCAGACAAUUACACCAAAAUUAAAAAUAGUUUUAAACUAUUGCUAUCCACUGCAACAGCUGGUCCAGUGUAAAAUACAAGCACCCCGUAUCUAACUUACCUCCCACUCCUGAGAACUGAGUUUUGCAAAGAAGAGAUUGUCACCCAAACCGUCAUCUCCAGGCACACCCACCUCAGUGUUUUCCGCUGUAAACCUGACAUCCCGGAGACACGGCCGGGUGGGGAAAGGGCCGGAGUCUCUUUAUAAGCCACCAUUGGCCCAGCAGCAGAGAAAGGCUUGGCCAUGUCCACCCCUCUGCCCACCCCUCGGGCUGUUCCUCCCCAUGGGCUCCUUUCAGAGAGCUGCUCCCACGUUCUGAGCUGGUUGCAGAUCUCACCUCUGCUUCCCAAGCUCUUCCCCGCUGUCGCCCUGCAGACAGAAGGGACUUGGAUGUGCUGCGGGGGGCCAACGGCCAGACCCCAGGCUCUUGUGUCCUGUCUCAAAACGUUGUAUGACUUUUGCUUUCUACUUCAUUACUAUGUUUGUGUUGGUUCUAAUAUUAAAUUUCUAAAAUGUU
This is a messenger RNA of Myotis myotis, 4124 nucleotides long. It is a transcript of the gene FBXW8, whose product is annotated as F-box and WD repeat domain containing 8. Gene Ontology annotation, cellular component: centriole; ciliary basal body; Cul7-RING ubiquitin ligase complex. Gene Ontology annotation, molecular function: protein binding. Lineage: Eukaryota; Metazoa; Chordata; Mammalia; Chiroptera; Vespertilionidae. The transcript is spliced from 11 exons. The coding region runs from base 73 to 1944 and encodes 623 amino acids. The record is from RefSeq and is a predicted model, not a curated record. Gene Ontology annotation, biological process: cilium assembly; protein ubiquitination.